AUCCUCGUAGAUCUAAUAUUUUAGUUAUAUUUGCUAAAAAUAUGUUUCUAGAAGUGAUAAAAGUGUAACAUUGGUGGCCAUUACAAAACCUAAACUUUUAUAUCAGGACAAAUGUCCAUUAGAUGUUUCGGCGACGUUGUGGCUUAUCCAUAGAAAGUCAAUUUAAAUAGUUUAUUGUGCUUUUAUCUUGUGAUUAUUGGAAUCCUACGUGUACCGUGAAGUUCGCCAUUGAUUAUCUUUGUAGAAAAAUAAAAACUUCUGUUUCUUCCUAAAUUAAACCACAUAGAAAUUAUCAGCACGGAUCGACGUAGAGGAAGUGAUAUCAUUCAACAUUCUUGCCUUUCGCUAUCAACUCGCCGAAACAGCACACUGAUAGAAAACUUGUUUGCAGUUAACCAAAAAUGAUUUUGAGAUAAAUUGUGAAACAGUGCAUUGAUUCCAGUGUUGAAAGAACAAAAAAAUAGCAAUAAAUAAAAAAAUUAAGAUUUGUGUAAGUGCUGAAAGUGUGGUAUGGAGUGUUUUUGGUGCUUACAAGUGUAUUGGAUGUGUUGACAUGGGCUGCAUUGCCGUGGCCCUUGCUGCUGGGCUCUGGGAGUGAUUGGGUGUGUCGGGCUCAAGGCCUGCACCAACACCUAAUAUUAUGAAUAAACGUGACAGCACCAAGGACAAGGAACGUCAAAGCGACGAUAAAAGAACUUCAACCGCGACAGGUGCGGUCGGCGGGCGCGGCGUCGGGGGCAGCAGCGCGAUGCACACUUCAAGGCACUCGGUCACCUCGUCUUCGGGCGUCCUCAUGGUGGGGCCCAACUUCAGAGUCGGCAAGAAGAUAGGCUGCGGGAACUUCGGCGAACUCAGGCUUGGGAAAAAUCUCUACAACAACGAACAUGUAGCGAUUAAAAUGGAGCCCAUGAAGUCGAAGGCGCCGCAGUUGCACCUAGAAUACCGAUUUUACAAGUUACUAGGCACGCACGCGCCUUCGACCGCGGAGGGCAUCCCGGAGGUGUACUACUUCGGCCCUUGCGGUAAAUACAAUGCGUUGGUGAUGGAACUCCUGGGGCCCUCCCUGGAAGACCUCUUCGACUUGUGCGGCCGCCGGUUCUCUCUAAAGACUGUCUUAAUGAUUGCUAUGCAGUUGCUGCACCGCAUCGAGUAUGUCCACACGAGACAUCUAAUAUACCGGGAUGUUAAGCCUGAGAAUUUUUUAAUAGGUAGAACUGCAACCAAAAGAGAAAAAAUCAUUCACAUCAUUGAUUUUGGUUUGGCCAAAGAAUAUAUAGACUUAGAGACAAACAAGCACAUCCCUUACCGGGAGCAUAAAUCGCUCACUGGGACCGCGCGAUACAUGUCAAUAAACACACAUUUAGGAAAAGAACAAUCAAGACGCGACGACCUAGAGGCACUCGGCCAUAUGUUUAUGUAUUUUUUACGUGGUUCCUUACCCUGGCAGGGUUUAAAAGCUGAUACUCUCAAAGAAAGAUACCAAAAAAUUGGUGACACCAAGCGGGCAACACCGAUCGAGGUGUUGUGCGAGGGCCACCCCGAAGAAUUGGCGACGUACCUCCGCUACGUCCGCCGCCUGGACUUCUUCGAGACGCCCGACUACGACCAGCUGCGGCGGAUGUUCCGCGAGCUGUUCGAGCGCCGCGGGUACGUCGACGACGGCGAGUUCGACUGGACCGGCAAGACAAUGUCCACCCCUGUGGGAUCUAUACAGACGGGACACGAAAUCGUCGUCUCACCCAAUCGUGACAGACAUCAGCCCUUUCACAAGGGGGCUGUGAAAGAUUCCGGUACUGGUGGCACGGCUAAUACUGGCGGCAAUUGGCCACACAGUGGAAAAGCCACUCCCCUGACCACUGGCCACCUCACACCGGCGGAUAGACAUGGAUCCGUUCAGGUGGUAAGCUCGACCAAUGGCGAAUUAGGGGCGGACGACCCCACCGCUGGGCAAAGCAACACGCCCAUCACCCAGCAACAACACGAGGUCGAUGUAGUCGAUGACACCAAGUCAGUGUUCCAACUGCAAUCCGUUUAUUCCAGAUGCUGUUGUUUCUUCAAACGCAAAAAGAAGAAGUGCGCCGCCCGCGCGGGCAAGUGACGCGAGCGCUGCGCUUGACGUCACACACACACACUCACACACACACACACACACCCGCCCCCGCCACGCGCCACACACUGCCGCACGUUCCCCACUACUGUUCGCUCACCGCUGACGUCACAAUAUAAAUUACCCGCUAUCUAAAACUGCGUACACACCGGACUUACGAAUGAGAUUCUCCUCGUUGACAGGUCCAACUUGACUGUUUGGCGAACGCCGAACGCAUAACCAACCUUUGAUGGCCCGGUGUAUAUUCGGCUUAAGCGUUUAUAAACACCAAUGCGUUGCUGUGACUUGAGGAGAUUGCUAUGUACUUUAUGAAGCAAAAUUAUCUUUAAAUGUAUUUUAGUUGACCAUUUCACACAACGUGAAAUUGUGAACUGAAACACAAAAAUAAUUUACGAAGUCUUGUGAAACACAAGUUUAUAGAAAGGAUUAUUAAAAUCCGUGUUGAUAUGCAUAAUUCCUUAUAGUUUCCUAAAAUAAUAAGAGAGGAACGCGAUAAGGGUUAAAUCUUAUGUGUGACGUUUCAGUAUUACUUAUUGCUAAAAGAUUUUAGAAAACUCUUGAUCUUCGUUUUCUGUUAAAAAAAUUUAAAGUAAUGCAAUUCUCAUAAGAAUUGUGUAAGUUUUGACUCUGCAUUUGCAAUUUUAUUAAAAUAUUCUUUAGAUAGCUUCAUAUAUUUUAUAAAAUUUUACUUGUAAUGAAGUUAUUGUGAUAAAACUGUGUAUAAUAACACGGUGUGACGUCAGUGGCGAGUU
Molecule: messenger RNA, 2859 nt
Organism: Amyelois transitella
Lineage: Eukaryota; Metazoa; Arthropoda; Insecta; Lepidoptera; Pyralidae
Gene: gish
Product: casein kinase I
Exons: 13
Coding region: 641-2098 (485 amino acids)
Biological process (GO): peptidyl-serine phosphorylation; endocytosis; signal transduction
Cellular component (GO): plasma membrane; cytoplasm; nucleus
Molecular function (GO): protein serine/threonine kinase activity; ATP binding
Source: RefSeq, a predicted model, not a curated record